GCAGAGCACCGCAGAGAGAGAGAGAAACCAUGUCCAGAUAUAUACCUCCACCUCCUCCCAAGCCACACCUUCUUGGAGACCUCACUUGCUCAGCUGCACCAACGCAAGCCAAGCCACCCAACCAGCCAACCAAAGCUGCUUUUGAGCUGUUGAGCAGUUGAGCUACCUAGGUACAGUCACACAGUCGCUUCGCCAUGGGCAACUGCGUCCAGAGUAGCCAAGGCCACGGCACCGGAGAAGGCCGCCUGGUGCUACCGCAGAGGAGGAGGAGAACAAGCGGCGGCGAGGAGGAGGAAGACCAAGGGGCGGCGUCGCCGUCGGUGGUGAAGGUGAAGAUGGUGCUGACCAAGGGCGAGCUGGGGUGGCUGAUGGCGCGGCUCAAGGCCGGCGACCGCCGCCUCGAGGACGUGCUCCACGAGAUGGCGCGCAAGCGCGAGGGCCGGGCCGACGGGUGGCGGCCCAGCCUCGAGAGCAUCGUCGAGUGCCCGGCCGAGACAGCUGCUGCCGGCCUCGCCGCCAGCUCCGACAACUAAUCGGUCGCCACCCGUUCUAAUCUCCUUGUGGAGGGUGCAAAAUCUGUAGGACAAAGCAAAAUAUAGAAUAACUGAAUAGUGAUUAUUAGCCGCCGUGCAUGGCAGUGUUGGGGUGCUUAUUAGGGAUAAUCUAGAUAAUCAGCGUCCAUCUGCCUAGAUCAUGACCCAUGUAAACUGGCAUUUGCGAUAACUCUUUGUCGUGUAAAGUACCAUCUUCCUA
This is a messenger RNA of Phragmites australis (common reed), 753 nucleotides long. RefSeq lists its product as uncharacterized. NCBI's taxonomy places the organism in Eukaryota, Viridiplantae, Streptophyta, Magnoliopsida, Poales, Poaceae. The record is from RefSeq and is a predicted model, not a curated record. The coding region runs from base 195 to 533 and encodes 112 amino acids. The transcript has a single exon.